GCUGCGUUCACAAACAACCGGUCUGCGUGGGAAAUAUGAAAUGUGAUACUGUUUUGUGUGCGCGUGUGUGUGUGCGCGGGCGUGUCUGUGUUCAGGAUAAACUUACAGCCUUCGUGUUUGACUAACCUGCGGCUCACAGCAGGUGACGCUGUAUCCAUGGUAACAGUAGAUCCAGUCACAGGUGACUCGUUAAGCGUGUACAACAUGACAUGCACACAGAGAGAAGUCUUUAAAUGUGUGCUGUCUGGAGACCUGGAGUCUUUGAAGGAGUUUUUUGAACGCGGGGAGUCUCAGGAGGAAUCGCAGGAGGAAUCGCAGGAGGAGUCGCAGGAGGAGGACGUGUUCGGACUGAAGGACGAGGCAGGGAGAAACGUCCUGUUAACUGCCGCCAUGUUGGGGAGGAGCGCCAUCGUCCAAGAACUGGUCAGACACGGAGCCCGGGUCAACGAGCAGACUGCCGGCGGUUAUUCGUCACUGCACCUCGCUGCCUGUUGGGGACAUCUGGAGACCGUAAGGACUCUGCUUGAACUGGGAGCUGACGCACAGACCAACACCUUCAGAGGGGAGAGGCCUGUAGACCUGGCCAGGAAAUACUCCAAGACAGACUGUGCUGACUGUCUCAUCCUUGCAGAAGCUAAACAGGACCUGGUGUCGUAUCUUGCGUUUGUUAAAGACCUGAUCUCUGACGCAGAGAGGAACCUGACAAAAGAGGAAAAGCUUGAGUGCUUCUCAUCUCUUCUGCAAUUUGUGCACAGAACAUCUGUACACGGGCCUGUUCUGCCAAGUCAGACUGGAUUCAGACUGCCAAACACUCAACAGUUUCAGACUACAGAGCCCAAAGGAAAGACAUUGAGGACACUCUGCAGCCUAUUCUCAGCAAGUUGUCAGCUCAGUCAGCUAAGGUGCCCGUCAAAGCAGCAGCAAAGGUCUAAAAGCAACAAAGGAAGAUCUGUAAAAAUCCAAUAAAAAAAAAUUCAAAGUGUUUCCGGUGUGUAAUAUUUGUUAAUUAGCUUUUGGAAAAACUGAGUUUAGAUCCCCACCUCAGGGACAUACUUGUCUACCUUCAUGUGGAUCUUGCAAUCAAAACUGUAUUUAGGCACUAUUCUAACAUGCUCCACCACUGGACUUUAAAUACACCCUGUGAUGUCACUUCAGCUGCCUGCUACAAUAAGACCAAAGGAGACAAAGCCCAUACCAUCAUGCACACUGAUGUUUUAUUGGAAAUUCACAACAAAAGCAGGAUGAGAGAGAGCAGCUGCACAACAACCUGUUUAUCAGAUCAACUGAGAGACACACACAGAGUAACCCUCCACACAAAUCCACAUAAACAGCCAUAAAACAGCAUGUUACAUGGCAGGAUGACCAUCAUUAUCCGUUACCUCUAUUAAAACGAGUAUCUGUAAGAGCACAGGCGGUUUGGCCGAAUGGAAAUGUUCAUGUUAAGGUUUUUACUUGAGGACUGGCUUUUCCUGCACCAGCCUUUGCAUGCUGCUGCUAUGUAUCAGUGGUUAGAAGCAGAUAGAAAAGUCAGUUUAACUACACCACUAGUUUUUAUCUCUGUCAUUUUAGUCAUUGCAAUGUCGUGACCUGCUUCUGCCUCAGUUGAUCUGGGCCCAGCCGACAAUAAGUUAAAGCCUACCUUAGCUUGAGAGGUAGCACAGAGUGAAAGGUAGUACCAUACGCAUGCACAAAACACAACAAAAGAAAUUUAAAAUGGUUCCAAAAUGGACACUAUCACCUCCAGGUAUCUUAAAUUCUAACAGCAUGCCAGGUUUGUGGACAUUGGUUAACAUGUUGUUAAGAGAGAACUCCUAAAUCACUGUUGAUCAAAAUCGAUGUAGCAGAACCAAAAAUAUCUUUUUUCUUAUUCUAUGUAUCCCCCUCCCCUCAAUACCUCAACCACCAGUCAGAGAUUUGGGUGUUUUUUUUUUUUUUUUGCUAGUGGCCUGGAGCCUUCUCAUCUAGUCACCGAUUUAUUUUUCAUUUUUACACCUGAAGUCUUCAGAACCAACCAACGCUGACUCGAGUGUCAUCACACCGCUCUCCCUGGAGCCACAAAAGGCUUUAAACAACUUCACAUCAGUAGAAUCCUCCCUGCAUUUACGUCCAUACAAACAAAACAAGUUUUCUAUUUGUAAUUUCAAUAUUAAUAUUGAGUUGCUAUUGCAGCAUCACCCUUGCAUAUUAGCCAUCAUUAUCAGAGUGCUGUUGCUCAUGCUGAUCAAAGGCACUCAAAUCAUAAAACUGAAAUUUAGCACAUGAAGUUUUAACCUCCAACAGGAGACUGAAAGCUGCUUCCUGUUCGUGCCAUAACCCUUUUAAACUAUCCAGAUUUAUACCGGCUUAUCUCCAGUCUGUGGAAGAACACGUAUGAACACUGUUAUCUAUAGAAGUUUAUCAGUUUUCCAAAGGCUGCUGAGACAAACUGAACUGAGAACAGGUCACUUUAAAAGGAUCUGACAUGAGCUCGCAUUCUGCUGGUGUUUAGUUUUUUUUCCACUAUUUAAUAUGGUUUCACAGCAAAAAGAAAAGCUGCUCAACACAACACGAAUGUCAGCUGUAGAACCAUCAGUUUAAACAGACCGACACUCUUAUGGCAGACGGUACAGAAAGACCUUCAGGCAGUCUGCAGACAUCGAGGCUGACGUGAUGAGUUAGAGGACCAAAGGUUAUUCAAAAUACAAAACCAUGCAAGUACAUGUGUACGUAAACACAGUGUACAGUCCAGUCUCUGACAUGAUAUGACUAUAACGGGUCAUUUUUGCAUCCAUGACUUUGAAUAGUGCACAGUACAAUAUUCAGAAAUGGUUUGGGAACAGGGUGGAGGGAGUGAUCCGGUCCAGACUUGUUCAAACAGUCCUCAAUAUGACUUUAAACUUCUACCCGAUUCUCGGUGAAAGCACACCUCUGAAACAGAAGUGCUUUUCUCCUGUGUCCAUCCACACAUUGCAUGGAUUGUUUUGUACAUUGUUCUCAGCAGAGGAAAGACCACCCCGCCAUCCAGUCUUUAGUCUGUUCCUACAGGACCUGUCAGCUGAUCCUCUGCUCUCAACGAUCCAGCCAACACAGUGUGUAGUGGAGAGGAAGCGAUGUGUGACGCUGCUUCAAGACUUCAAUUCAAUUCAGUCUGACUCAUUUUAUUUAUUUACAGGAUGUUGAGGAAGAUAAACGAUAAAGACUUCGCACACUCUGACUCAUUAAAAAUGAGCUUCGACUUCUCCCUGCAGUUAUAUUGUGCUGUUUGUGUAACCUUUUAGAGCAGUAAAUUAAACAUUAGUUAUGGCAUGUCCACACCAAAACUUAAGAAUAGGUUUAAU
Messenger RNA from Larimichthys crocea (large yellow croaker), 3317 nucleotides. RefSeq names its product ankyrin repeat domain 45 (gene ankrd45). The record is from RefSeq and is a predicted model, not a curated record. Bases 157 to 966 code for a protein of 269 amino acids. The transcript is spliced from 5 exons. NCBI's taxonomy places the organism in Eukaryota, Metazoa, Chordata, Actinopteri, Sciaenidae. Gene Ontology annotation, molecular function: protein binding.